Molecule: messenger RNA, 3034 nt
Organism: Pelobates cultripes (western spadefoot toad)
Lineage: Eukaryota; Metazoa; Chordata; Amphibia; Anura; Pelobatidae
Source: the annotation of a GenBank genome assembly
AUGUCCAAGAAGGAUGUGGCGUGUUUCUGGAUCGUACUGCUCCUGUGCCAAGAGCUACGGACCGACCCGAUCGCAGAGAUGGGACCAUCCUCCGGCAUCCUGAUUCAAGAGACACCAGGGUUCAUCUUAACAGAGAAGAGGAUCCUGACCCGACGUGUGUUCGUCAGCUUGGACCCCAAGAUUUCCAUCGAGAAGGCAUACAACAUUUCAUCGAUGCAGCUUCCUGAGUUACAGACUUGGUACCAGAUGCACCUCCAAAGAGCACAGGACCGUGUGCGAAACAUCUUGGAGCAAGCCCGGAAACCAUUUGUAUCCAGUUCUAUUCCGAUGAGCAACCGACCCAAAAGGUUCCUCACCGCUAUAAUUGUUGCAUUAGUUUGUGCCACUGUCGGUGCAGUUGUCGCAACUGGAAUGUCUGCAGCCAACUCUAUUACUGUCCAAAAGCUGGAUAUGGAAAUCUAUGCGCUAAAGCAACACAUUAACGAUAUUCAUCAGGUGAUACAACAGCAAAGAACACUUCUCCAAGACGUGUUAACUAUUGUGGAAGACACAGUUGUUACAACAAAUUUGCAUUCGGAGUUAAUUGCCAAAUCCACUGAGUUGCACCAAAGUCAUGACUUAUUUAAGCGUGAACUUCUAUUUCUGCAUGACCCAAUAUUGUUCCACACACUUGCUUUUCUUGACGAAGUGCAAACUGGAAUGAUCGAAUUGGCAGGGGGACGCAUACCUCUGUACUUUGUAUCCAAGGAUAUUGUUCAUGCGAUGCUUGCCAAUGUGGAUGGAGAGACAAUUGAGCCUAUGCAAUUAAAUCUGGCCUUUGAGAUGGGGAGCGCUAUACCUCUCUUAAUUGAUCCAGAACGUAUGGAGAUUUGCUUUUUAUUGACCAUCCCAUAUGUAACUCUCAAAGACAUUUUUCAAAUGAAAACAAUGUACUAUGUAAUAAUGAUAUUAUGGUUGAUUGUACUAAGUGUAAAGUUCAAAACUCUUACAGGUACAAAUAUAUACAAAAAUGUUCAUUCCACGCACGGGCCUAUGUUAGAAAUGAUGUGAUUGCACAAUAUGUCUGGUAACUUCUAUAGUGCUUAUUCAUAAGCUAAAUUAAUUUUGGCUAUAAAAUGCACUAAAGGGGGGUUAUGUCAGGGUAUUUAUAUCGGCAGACAUUUUGUGCUAUGAUAGAAACUAAAAGUGUAUAUUCUGAGUCACUCUGAACAGACCAGACUCCAUUUUGAUAUUUCAAAUUAACAAAGAAGACACUAGAUUUCUUUCUGUAAGACUGGCCUCUUUGCCAGAGCUAAGGAAUGCAUAGCAUAGUAUAAACAAGUGAUAAGAAGAAUAUAAUCAAAUCUAAACCCAGACAAUUGUGACAGAGAAGAUUAAAUAAUAAUAUUUAACUGUCUAUAUAUAUAAGGUACCAUUGUAUGGAAAAGGGUAAACUUAGUUCAUGAUCUGCCAUAUCAGAAAUUAUGGCAGGAAUUGCAGACGCUAAGUCUGGACAAAAUUUAAGAAACCCUUUGAAAUUUUAAAUUAUGGCACUAUAAAGAUAACGCAAAAUGACGUCAAAAUAGCCACCAGGAAAAGUUAACUCUUUCCUGGAUAGGUAUGUUUAGUGGGACAAGACUGCCCUCUAUAGACCAAAUAACUAAUUUGCGAUCUGGAAGAUAACCACACCUCUAGUGCUUCUAUUGGGUUAUCAACUGAUGACGUACAGAGAGUCUGGCCCUUUAAAAGUUAAGACAAAGGGAAGACAGGGAAGCAGAGGCAAGAGAUGCAAAGGAGAGGAGAGAGGAAUUGGAAGUUUGGGGACUCCAACCUCCAUGCAGAGAGAGACAUCCAAAUAAGUUCCUGAGACUACCAAUCGGAUGAAAUAUCUACUCAACUGGUAAUUAUACUGGUUUCAUUUAAUUAAAUUAAAUUAAUUAAAAUGUAUUAAUAGCAUUAUAUAUGACUGGAUAAAGCACGGUCAGAUUUCCAUAUUAAGAAAUCUUAGUUAACUAAGAAUAUAUAGUUAUAAACAUUCCAUUCUGCAGGUGGAAUUAAGAAUAAUUAUAUAUUGAUGUGAUAUUAUCACGUGUUAGCAUACCGCUGUUUUUAUCCAGGUGUAUUGAUUUGCUCUAAAUUAAGAUAGAUAUCUUUUAGACAAAUUAAAAAUCUGCUUAUAUAAUAUGGUAGAUUCUCUUAUUGGAUGAUUUCAGGAAAUGACUAAUGAACUGGGUUAAAUGUUAUUUUAUUUAAAAAUGACAUAAGAAUAGAUCUUAACUACCUAGGAGAUCUAGCCAGCAUUGAAAGGGUUAUUCUAACUGUCUGCUAACUUUACGACCUUACGCUGCACUCUGAGGAAUUCUGUUCUUCGCUGUGAAAAGUUUCACUUUCAGUCUGUGUUAAAGAUAGUCAUAAAUAAUUCUUGACAGGCAAUGCUAUUUAGCCAUUGAAACGUAAUACCCGUUCCUUUGUAUUGCAUAUCAUUUUAUACUGAAUAUUCAUUGAUUAUUGACAUGCAUGUUACAUAAUAUUAUUUGUUAAUUAUUGGUUAUCAUAAAUAAAAUCUAUUUUUAUACAUUGUGAUUAUUUAUAUGAAAUACUUUCCACUUAACACGAUAAACGUUCUUUGGGAUCUGAGAAUUGAAUUAGUGGGCAAUUCUCACUGUUACUAUUAUUAUCCCAUAAAUAUCCCCACAGUUCCAUACUUUCAACUCGGUCUUAUAAGUGAAGUUGAUCUACAGAGCAUGUGCACCAGAGCAGGCCUAUGUUCUGGGAAAUUUCCCCGAACAUAGACUAGUUCUCUAACAUGGGAAAUCCCUCGAAUCCCUGCGCUAGAAAGCUGGUCGUAAGCCCGAGCGUCAUUAAACAGGUACGUUGUAAAGUGAGGACUACCUGUAUUUUGAUUAAUCUGUUUGUUUAAGGCUGUUAAGUGAUAGUACUAAAAAAAAAUUUGUCCUGUAAAUAAUACAUUGUGUAUUUAUGUCUUCUCUUUGUAGACAUCACUGGAGAGCUUAAAGUCAAACGUGAUACAGGAAACAACAGUAUCUUGUUUUAA